AUGGAGGUGCCUGCACCUGGGAGCUCCAGCCUCAAGGCAGGAGACAGGGCCCAUGAAGCCACUGCAGGAGCAGGGAACUGCAGGCGCCCCUGUGCCCGGCCAUCACCACCACCACCGCCGGCUGAGAGGGAGCGCCGGGAGGGGCUGGUGGAGCUGCAUGCCUCCUUCACGGAGCUGUUCACCUUCUUCUGCACCAACACCACCAUCCAUGGCCCCCAGCACCUGCUUGGCUCCAACCACAGCCGCCUCCGGAGGGCAACCUGGGGGCUGCUGCUCCUGGGUGCCCUGGGCAUAUUCUGCUGGAAAUUCAUACUACACCUUCAGGAGUGCUGGGGCUACCAGGCUACCAUGACGGUGUCUGUGCCCUGGGGCCGCAGGCUCUCACCGGCAGUCACACUAUGUGACAUGAACCCACACCGCCUUGCCCCCCAGUACCUGGAGAAGUUGGAUGAGUUUGCACGGGAGAACAUCUACUCUCUGUACAAGUUCAACUUCAGUGACGGCAGGCGCCCCACCAGGACCACCCCCACAGCCUAUGGCCCGGGCCCCAAGCUGGACUUCCAGCUGGACCGAGGACUACGUCUGCAGAGGCUGAGCGAACCGGGCAGCCAGUGUAAAGUGGGGUUCAGACUGUGCAACAGCACGGGCGGCGACUGUUUCAACCGCGCCUACUCCUCCGGCGAGAAGGCUGUGCGGGAAUGGUACCACUUCCACUACAUGAACAUCCUGGCCACCGCCCAGGAAGAUAGCCACCAGAACCACUUCAUCCUCUCCUGCCAGGACAACUCGCAGGACUGCCCAGCUGGAAGCUUCAAGACCUUCCACCAUCCCAUCUAUGGCAGUUGCUACACCUUUAGUAACAUCUUGGCUACAACGCACAAGGACAUCACCCAAGGGAUCAGCCUGGUGCUCAGGGUCGAGCAGCAAGACUACCUCCCGCUGCUGUCCGCAGAGGCCGGCAUAAAGGUCAUGGUCCACGGACACAACCACACGCCCUUCCUGGAGCCACCCUCCCUAGAACGCAGCUUCCUGGAGCCCCGCAGCUUCAGCAUCCUACCGGGGACCAAGACUACCAUCAGCAUCCGAGAAGAGGUGGUGCAUUGGCUCCGGAGCCCCUAUGGGGACUGCAUGGACAGAGAAAAGGGUGUGGACAUACCGCUGCUGUACAACACGUCCUAUACCAUGCAGGCCUGCCUGGUCUCCUGCUUCCAACAGCUGAUGGUCAAGAACUGCUCCUGUGGCUACUACCGCUACCCCCUGCCUGCUGGGGCUGAGUACUGCACCUAUACCCGGCACUCGGCCUGGGGUCAUUGCUUCUACCGCCUCUACCAGGAACUGGAAACUCACAGCCUCUCCUGCUUCUCCCUCUGUCUCAGGCCCUGCAAAGAGUCCUUGUACAAGCUCUCCAUGUGGACCUCCAGGUGGCCUUCACCCAAGUCUGCUGACUGGGUCCUGGCCGUGCUUGGGAGUCCCCAGAACCGGAGCCAGAGCCCAAGGAGCGGCAUCGCCAAAGUGAACAUCUACCAGGGGAUCAACUACCUCAAGAUGAAGGAGACGCCACUGCCGAAGCUGUUCUCGGACAUGAAAAACCUCAUGAGCCAGUGGUUCGGUAUGUCCGUGCUCUCCCUGAUAGAGCUGCUGGAGCUGCUGCUUGACACAGUGUCUCUCGCCCUGCUGCUGGGCUACCGCUGGCUCUGUGAAGCAUGGGCAUCGCAGACGGGGCCCAGCAUGGCGGCAGGGGCAUCCAACACUCAGCUGGAGGCCAGUCAGGUGCCUGUCAGCCCAGCACAAGGCCAAGCAUCUAGGGGGCCAAUCCGGCCUCAUCUCCCACGGACACUUCCAGGAGCCCUGGUGGGAGUCUCAGCUGAAGAGUUAGAUUGGGCCUGGGGCCCAUUGCCACCCUCCCCCAGACUCCCAGCACCUGAACCAGCCCUGCAGGGACCAUCGGCUAUUUUGCUUGAUCCUGGGGGCUCUGGCCAAUGGUGCGCAGGCGCCAGGGCUCUGGAACAUCCAGGCCACCCAUGGGCCCAGCUGCCCUCCCUGGAGGUGGGGUCACAGGUCUGA
Molecule: messenger RNA, 2064 nt
Organism: Trichechus manatus latirostris (Florida manatee)
Lineage: Eukaryota; Metazoa; Chordata; Mammalia; Sirenia; Trichechidae
Gene: SCNN1D
Product: sodium channel epithelial 1 subunit delta
Biological process (GO): sodium ion transmembrane transport
Cellular component (GO): sodium channel complex; plasma membrane
Molecular function (GO): ligand-gated sodium channel activity
Source: RefSeq, a predicted model, not a curated record